This is a messenger RNA of Lecanosticta acicola, 1548 nucleotides long. The record is from the annotation of a GenBank genome assembly. NCBI's taxonomy places the organism in Eukaryota, Fungi, Ascomycota, Dothideomycetes, Mycosphaerellales, Mycosphaerellaceae.
AUGGAGGGUAAGCCUGAUCGAAUUUCUAUUGUUGCCUUGACCGCCGCCAAUCGCACACAGCCCCGGUGACGGCGGCUGCAAAAUGCACACAGGGCUGACUUGAUUGCGAUAUACAGAAGAGGUUGCCGCAUUGGUCAUUGACAAUGGGUAAGAAACAUCCUAAUGCGCUGGCAUGCUGUCCGAUUCAGCUCCUCCUCCGCCUCGACGUCACCCGCACAUGCCCCGAAUUCAUCGAAAUGAAAUACAUGAGCAGGAAUGAAACACUUGGAGAUAGGACAAGAGCUGACUCAGAUGCAGCUCUGGUAUGUGCAAGGCUGGUUUCGCCGGUGACGAUGCGCCGCGCGCUGUCUUCCGUGAGUUCUCCUGCUUUCAAAAUGCGGCAUUGGGAGCCUGCUAACGCUGGCACAGCAUCCAUUGUCGGUCGACCACGUCACCAUGGGUAUGAGUUCCAUCAAUUCCGAGCAAAGACAGCACAUUCUGACAAGAGCGCAGUAUCAUGAUUGGCAUGGGUCAGAAGGACUCCUACGUCGGAGACGAGGCACAGAGCAAGCGUGGUAUCCUGACCCUCAGAUACCCCAUCGAGCACGGUGUUGUCACCAACUGGGACGACAUGGAGAAGAUCUGGCAUCACACUUUCUACAACGAGCUCCGUGUCGCUCCUGAGGAGCACCCCGUCCUGCUCACGGAGGCUCCCAUCAACCCGAAGAGCAACCGUGAGAAGAUGACCCAGAUCGUCUUCGAGACCUUCAACGCGCCCGCCUUCUACGUCUCCAUCCAGGCCGUCCUCUCUCUGUACGCUUCCGGUCGUACCACCGGUAUCGUGCUCGACUCCGGUGACGGUGUCACCCACGUUGUCCCAAUUUACGAGGGUUUCGCUCUUCCCCACGCCAUCUCCCGUGUCGACAUGGCCGGUCGUGACUUGACCGACUACCUCAUGAAGAUCUUGGCCGAGCGUGGUUACACUUUCUCCACCACCGCCGAGCGUGAAAUCGUCCGUGACAUCAAGGAGAAGCUCUGCUAUGUCGCUCUCGACUUCGAGCAGGAGAUCCAGACCGCCAGCCAGAGCUCUUCCCUUGAGAAGUCCUACGAGCUUCCUGACGGCCAGGUCAUCACCAUUGGCAACGAGCGUUUCAGGGCCCCAGAGGCUCUCUUCCAGCCAUCCGUCCUCGGUCUCGAAUCCGGCGGUAUCCACGUCACCACCUUCAACUCCAUCAUGAAGUGCGAUGUCGACGUUCGUAAGGAUCUCUACGGAAACAUCGUCAUGGUAAGCUCUCUCCAUACACCUUCCAAAGACUGCUCAAGCUAACUUUCCCACAGUCUGGUGGUACCACCAUGUACCCAGGUAUCAGCGACCGCAUGCAAAAGGAAAUCACCGCUCUCGCCCCAUCCAGCAUGAAGGUCAAGAUCAUCGCCCCACCAGAGCGCAAGUACUCCGUGUGGAUCGGUGGUUCCAUUCUCGCCUCGCUCUCGACCUUCCAGCAGAUGUGGAUCUCAAAGCAGGAGUACGACGAGUCUGGACCAUCCAUCGUCCACCGCAAGUGCUUCUAA